This is a messenger RNA of Amphimedon queenslandica, 1744 nucleotides long. RefSeq names its product translocase of chloroplast 159, chloroplastic-like. Gene Ontology annotation, molecular function: GTP binding. NCBI's taxonomy places the organism in Eukaryota, Metazoa, Porifera, Demospongiae, Haplosclerida, Niphatidae. The record is from RefSeq and is a predicted model, not a curated record. The coding region runs from base 53 to 1744 and encodes 563 amino acids. The transcript has 6 exons.
UAAUUUUGGCUGUAGAUAAGCUCAUUGCAGUCCUUAGCAUCUGCAUGGUGAAAUGGCUAAAUGCCAAGAGCAUGAGGAAGAAGAAAAAUUCACAGAGUUUCCAACAGAUGGGAUGAACUUUUUAAAGAAAAUUAGACAUUACAUGCCAAAUAUUAAGGACCUUCCAAGUAAUCUCUGGAAUUCUGUUCAAGAAGCACAAAAGGAUCUUGGUCUAAAUGAGGCAUCAAGGGACUUGAUAAAAAUUACAGAAGAAGCAAUGAGUAAAGCCUUGGAAGUCAGCAAUGAAGAUCUGAGGAUACUAGUCACUGGGAAGACAGGCCAAGGAAAAUCUACACUGAUCAAUGGUCUACUGGGAGCUAAAUUUGCCAGAGAAGGAGCUGGUGCUGCCAGGUGCACGACAGAAGUUGAAGUGUUUGAGAAGGAGAUCAAUGGCAUACCAGUUGUGGUUUUUGAUUCUCCUGGUCUCCAAGAUAACACAUCAAAAGAAGAGGAAUACAUAAGAAGUAUGAAAGAAACUUGCAAAAAGCUAAGUUUGGUCCUCUAUUGCACAAAAAUGACCAACACAAGAUUGGGAGAUGACGACAAGAAAGCAAUGAUUAAGUUAACUCAAGCAUUUGAUCAGGGUUUCUGGAAUCAUGCUGUCUUUGUCCUCACUUUUGCUAACAUGGAACAGGUUGACAGAAAGGACGAUAGAGAUAUAAAUGAGCCAUUAGAAGAACCACCCAUCCAUGACACAGCUGCUUGGGCGUCCUUAGAAAAAAGAAGAUUUAAGGGCAGAGUACAAAUAUGGAAGAGAGAGUUACACCAAUUCCUCAUCAAUGAAGUUAAAGUGGAUCCAUCAAUUGCUAAUAGCAUCCCAGUCAUACCAACUGGAGACCAUGUGGCAACAAGGAAUAAUCCAACCCCCCUCCGUCUUCCAGAUCGUGACAACUGGUUCCAAGAGUUAUGGGAGACUUGCAGCUUUCGAGUAAGGGAGCAGGGUCUUUUUCUCAAAAUUAAUAGUCAUCGUAUGACUGCUGUGGAUGAAGGAGAUGAUCAAAAGGAAAUGAUUGCUUUCCAAGGCGAUGAUGAUCUUCCAAAUGAAAGUAAGAAACCUAUAAAAAAAGCUGAAAUUGAAGGUCAACAAAAAGUAGAUGCAGAGAAGUCAGCACAAGACAUGCCACCUUCUAAGGCAAAAGUGGGCUCAAAAUGUGAUGUACCAAAAGAAAAACCAAUCCCUGAAUCCUUAAGUGACAAAGAACACAAGCAGGAUGAAUCAUCUAGUAUGUCACCUGUACAUGAUUCAAGAGCAAGGCUUAAGCCUCUUUUGACCAGCCAUCCUCGUCGACGUCCUCCACCUCCACCACCAAUGAGACCUCGAUCAGUUUCAUUUUCAAUAAUGCAAAGACGUGAAAGUUUAAAGAACAAUCAAAAUAGUAUUCUCAACCAAGACACAUAUCCAAAUAUACCAUGUGAAGAUACAUCAGAUGAGAAUAUAAUCACAGAGGAUAAUGAGACACCAAGCAUUAUAAAAUUAGAAGCUGAAAAAAAAUCAUCAGUAGGAUUUGAGCCACCCAUUAAAGUGACUACUGAUUAUGCCAACAAAAUGAGUGAAACACUACUUGAGAAAAAGCUUGGUCGCAUAAUGGCUCAGUUUCUCAUAGCUGCAUUUAAGCAGCUUAGUGUAAAGCCUAGUCAAUGGUUUAUCAAACAGCUUAGAAAAAAGAAAUUAGACACCGAACCAGAUGACAUUGAAAAUUUUUGA